AUGGCACGUCGCUUCAUGAGACCGCUGUUUCUUAGAUCACUGACUGCACGUGAGCCGUCCGCCUCGAUGGUUAAGAUUGAGCCGCUUGCUGCAUUUGACUGCAACGGUAAUGCCACCAUUUCUUCUACAGGCGAUGCGAAAGAGUUACGUGAGAAUUGCAAGAUACUCCGAGGUGACUUAUCUUUUACCAGCAACAUUACGGAGACUAUCAACCUUGAUGGAUUGGAAGAGGUUCAUGGGAGUUGCGACCCCAAGUUCGAUGGGCCCAGUUGUCUUGGCGCGAGCGAUGAAGUGUUCAACAUAACCAGCUCUACGCUGAGUUUCCUCGGCGACGGUAUAUACUUGUGGAACUUUUGGGGCCUAGGGGCACUCAAUCUACUGAAUCUAAAGGCCAUCAACUCAACAAUUCACUUGCAGGGACUACCAAACCUGACUCAUGUGGAUUUUACAAACCUGGAAAUACUAACCGGUGUAUUUCUUGAUGUCAGUAAGCUUGAAGAGUGGAAACAAAAUGACUUGAAGAACUACACAGGCUCAAAGCCACCCUAUGUCAACCUUAUGGAUCUAGGGAAUUUGAAGUCCAUCUACAGCUUAUUCGCGAGUCCAAUUGACCCUCGCCAACGCCGACCUACUUGGAAUGAAAGAGUGGACCUCUGGAUCAGUCUACAUAAGCUGCGACAAUUUACUUUUGGGUGGUCAGAGAUAGAUAAGCUGAGCGUACGCGGCGGGGACUUGGCUGUCACUUUCGGAGCAUCAUCCUCGGAGAAACUUGAGGCUCGAGAAAUCUUCAUUAGUGAGGGUGUCACCAAAGUCGCGCGUGGGCCAGAAAUGACAAACUUUACCGCUGAAAGCUUUUGGUGUCAAUGUGGUGACCUUUCAUCGUUGGAGGUCCCAGUUGAUCUCGUCGACAAUGUGUUUAUUAGCGGAGGGAAAUUGGAAUCAGUGCGGCUCCCAGUUGCGGCAGAGAACUGGAAAAAUGUCAGUCUCUCGGUUUAUACACCUGGGCUUUUGAUGAAUACGACCCAAGAUCUGGAUGGUAACACCAUUUGGCAUUGGCCCAAGGAAGAGAUAUAUAGCUUGUUUCUCGCUGCAAACAUAACUACGGACUUUUUUUGUUCGGGCAUUGGCAACGUAGAUAACAGCUCAUCCUUCAUCAAAGGCAAUACCCAUGUCACCGGGUCCUUUGAAAUUAGUGACCACUCGGGGAAGUUGGAUUGCAAAAUAUUUGACGAAAUUAAGGACAGGUUACCGAGCCGCUACCUCUGCUAUUCAAAAAACAACAGUUCUGCAGGCACCCAGUCAGUAUCAUUGUUGCUACUCUAUGCCGGAUUAUUCCAAGCUACUAUGUUUUUAAUAUUAUGA
This is a messenger RNA of Clonostachys rhizophaga, 1362 nucleotides long. The record is from the annotation of a GenBank genome assembly. NCBI's taxonomy places the organism in Eukaryota, Fungi, Ascomycota, Sordariomycetes, Hypocreales, Bionectriaceae.